Owenia fusiformis is the source of this 5564-nucleotide messenger RNA. Lineage: Eukaryota; Metazoa; Annelida; Polychaeta; Sabellida; Oweniidae. The record is from the annotation of a GenBank genome assembly.
AUUUAAUGCAACAUAAAUGGCCACCUAAAAAUUUCAUAUCGAUAAUAUUUCCGAUCGAAAUAAGUAAUUCACUGAGGUCCUGGUCAUGAAGACUUCCUAGCUAUCAACAUGGAUGGCUUCGUAUUUGACCUCGACAAAGUCCUUGAUGAUUUUGAAAUGAAUGAGGAUACUGUCCCCGUACCAGGAAGUGGUGACAAAAAGUUCAGUCAAGAUUAUAUCAAUUCUGUGAAAGACACAAUCAAUCCGUAUGCUGCAAUUGUUCCCUCAGCCAGUAUGCCCCUGGGUGGUGGCGUGCCCAUUGAACAAAAUGACCUGUCAACUCCUACAAACACACAGCCAUUUACAUCUCUAAUGUACGACUCCCCGUAUGAUUCUCCAGACAGAAUCGACAUGUCUGAAGCUGAUUUUGGACCAUCUCCCAUUGCACCAAAUGUAAUGCCGCUUACAGGUCCCAGCGCCGAUUCAAAUGAGCCACAUAUUAGACAUAUGACAGAUAUCAGUUGUAUACCACAUCUGGCAAGUGCUGAUAGUGCUACUAUUCCUCCACAUCAACCCGAUGUUGUGUCGAGCACGAUGAACUCUGCAAAUGUCAAAACAAAUAACCUCUCACUGAUGGAUAAUGUUAAACCCACACAUAAUGCUGCUGAUAUGAAUAUAAUAGAACCACAGCAGCAUUCCUUAGAAAGACUGCACUCCAUAGAGAAUAACACAUGUCCUGCUCAGGUUACAACUCCUCAUGCUAACAUAUCCUAUGCACCUGCCAUCCCAAGUGAAUCAAGUCAGAGUACUGCUACAUCAAUGGCAUCAACAGCCCAAAUAGAUCCAGGAUCUACACAUGAAGAUAUAAAAACAAACUUGCAUCAUAAGGAUACUAAUCCAGAUGUAAAUGAGUCUACUGCAUUAGACACUAAGCAAGAGUGUACAGCAUUAUCACAGGAAAGCUCAGAUACCAUAGGAAUGGAAAACACACAAAAGCCAGUCAUUCCACUCAACCAACAAAAUGAUAAAGAAAGCAUACAAAGCCCAGUCAUUCAAGAAAUGGACAAUUCAUUACCCCCUUUUACUCAAGAAACGCAAAGAUCACCAGGCCCUAUUAGAGAAAGUUUGGCUGAUGAGAUUUCAAAGGCUAUUGGUACCUCAGCUCACAAUCAAGUGCAAUUAGCUACUAAUGAACUGAAUAAUGCUGCUGUAAUGGAUAACAACACUGUCAGCAUUCAAUCAUAUACGACUAACUCCGAAGCUAUCCCUGCUCUUGAUCAAUCAGAAGACAGCACAAAACCUCUGAAUGAGGCCCUAAGUGACUCAUUGGAGAGUGAGUUGAGACAUUUGGAAGUGACUGGGUUUAAAAGUGAAGAUAUUGUUGUAACUGAAAGUGAAUUGGAUGCACUACUGGAAGAAAGCAAUAAUGAUAUACAAAGUCAAAGUAAGACUGAUAUUUCAGUUUCUUUGAAUCAAUCGGAGUCUGAAUUUUUAAAUGUGACUUUGGGUCAAGGUGAAAGUAGACCAAGUUUACCAGUUAUAGGUUCUAAUGCAAGUGCUCCACUUUCAAGCCUAUCGGGAGAGGUUGCCCCAGGUUUGUUGACAAAUGACAUUCUCAAUUCAGUCUCAUCUGGUGCCAGUAAUAAUAUACCUAAUGUUACAACUACAACACCCAUUUUGGGAGAUAUAAAAAAUGCUCAUACAGCUAAUUCACCCCAAGUAAUUGAACAUUCUAGUGUAAAUUGUUCAAAUGAGUCAGUCAGUUCUGCACCUUGGUCAGCUAACAGAUUGGGCCAGGACAUUGGAUCAAUGGCUGUAUCUCGAGGAAGCUCUGCACAGCACGGGGGAUCAUCAGAGUCUGCUGUCACAUCCCCAGUCUCUGUACCUAGCCCUUCACUAGGGGUAACAUCAGUAUCAACUCAGCCUCAAGCCAGCCCUCAGUUGGGAAUUGGUGCUAGACCUAAAGAACCAGUCAAUAAACAUCAGCGGCCAAACAGCUUACUUGGAUUGUCAACAGUGCCAUUGGAUAACAUGAACACUGAAGCAAUUGCUAAUAUAGCAAACCAAGAUAACAGAACAAAUGAUGAAACAACUGCAACAACAUUGCAUAAUGUCAGUGAUUCUUACCCUAGCCAAGUUAGUCAGUCCAUGCCACCUCCCAUCGGGCAAGACCCUCCGCCCUAUGCUAAAGUGAACCCCAAUCCACAGAAUAAGAGCAAUAUGAAUCCUGUUCAGCAAAAUAUUGUGCAACCAAUUCCUCAACUUCCUAUAUCACAGGAUAUACCAGUUUCCCAUGGAAUGCAAAUAGAAACCCCAGUCCAACCUGCAGAUUUACCUGGACAAGCUCCAUCCCCAAAUAACCCUGUUGAACCUGUUGCUUUAAGCAGUACUCCAGAAGUUCAGUCAACAGGUUUGAUCAGUGCAGAUGCGACUGAACAGCACUCAGCUACAGUUGAACCUAGAAUUGAAGGGAUGGAUACCUCCUCAGCUGCAGCUAUACAAGGGCUAUCUGCAGUAACCAGUGCCAUGUCCCUAGUGGAUCCCAACAUACUCACUGUAUCUACCGGAGCCACACACACACUAACUGAAGAAGAACAGAUGGCUAUAGCUCAACUCUCCCCUGAGUCACAAGCAAAAAGAAAGAGACCAACCAGUCUCAGUUUACCACCCAGAGAAUUUUCUGCACCCCCUGAAAAGAAAGCAUCCCCUUCCCAGGAGUCUGAGAGUUCCAUAGAGGAUCCUGGUUCUGUAGGACCUCCCCCUGCCCAAAAUAUUGCAGAGCCACUAACAGAUUUUCUGGAUGGUGCUGGACUGGAAAGUGUAGGCUUAGACCCAACAGCUAUUAGACUGGGGAAGGUUGCUCCAUUUUGGAUUCCAGACAAUGAGGCUACCAAAUGUAUGAACUGUGACUCAAAAUUUACCUUCACUAAACGGAGACAUCACUGCAGAGCAUGUGGCAAGGUGUUGUGUUCAUUGUGUUGUAAAGACAAGACAAAGCUUAUAUACAUGGACAAUAAAGAGGCCAGGGUCUGCCAGAUGUGUCAUACAACCAUCAAUAAAGUUCAAGCAUUUGAGAGACUCAAUGCAAACAGACCAAGGCCUGACCCUAACAAGCCAAGUGAAUACUGUUCCACGAUCCCUCCCAUUGAGCAGGCUCAAGCUACAGGCCAUCUGAAUGCCCCACCACCAACUGUAAUGGUACCUGCCCCAGCAGUAGAUGAUGCACAUCAUGGUGUCAGUGGUGUGCUCAAGAGAGAAGGAAGUCAAAAGAAAAGCGAGCCAAAACAGGUAAUGUUUUCUGAUGGCAUCCGUCCUGGUGGAGAUCUAGCGGAACUUGACGGCUCAUCCGCUAUUCCCACUAGGCGACCAAUGAGAGCACAGAAGAAGGUGGAACUGCCAUCUAUUGUUUCAGCAGCCGGGGAAGGAGAUCCGCCAAAACCUAAAGCAAAAACUGUUAAAAACCCUGUGAAUCAAACAAGAUGUCUGAUCCCUCAGGGGGGAAUCCCACCAUUUGUGACUGGUGCUAAUGGUACAGGAGACUUGUCCAUUGAGGACAGACCAGAUAUUGACCAAGUCAUGAAAAUAAUACUAGAUGAAGAGAACCCAGAACCUGCAAUGUUUGCCAUUAACAAGAAUCUGUUUGUCCUCGUGAAGCUGCUGAACUUGAGUUGUUGUGUAAAGCGAACAUGUUGGUGCUUUACCACCAGGGGGCUCUGUACUGUGGGGCAAGAAGAGCUUGUUGUCGUUUUAGAGUCACAGCCUAAUGAGACUAAACUCCCAAAAGACAUAUUUGCUUACAUCAACACUAUGUAUGAAAAUGCAAGUAAAGGAAACACCGUGAGUUUCCUUGACAACACACUAUUCACAGAACCAUUCCUAGACAGCCGAGAUCACGCUGGCUUCAUCUACAUCAGACCAACCUUCCAGUGUCUCAACAAGCUGAUUCUUCCUCAGCAGCCAUAUCUCUUUGCUCUCCUCAUCCAGAAGUGGGAAACACCUUGGGCAAAGGUGUUCCCUCUUAGACUUAUGUUGAGACUUGGGGCAGAAUACAGAUACUACCCAUGUCCUCUGAUCAGUGUGCGUCACCGCAAGCCUGUGUUCGGGGAGAUCGGGCACACCAUAAUGAACCUACUUGCAGACUUCAGGAACUUUCAAUACAUGCUUCCGAAGGUAAAGGGUGUCACAAUACACAUGGAGAACAAACGAACAUUCAUCAACUUCCCAAGGAAUAGAUAUGAUGAGAUAAUGAAGAUAGUCAGUAACAGUAAUGACCAUGUAAUGGCACUGGCUGGCAACUUCAGCCUCGACGCUGACUCCCAUCUGGUCUGCCUCCAGACAGAUGAAGGAAACUACCAGACUCAGGCCAUUAAUAUACAGAAUAAACCACGCAAAGUCACUGGUGCUAGUUUUGUGGUGUUUAAUGGUGCUCUGAAAUCAGCAUCUGGAUUGACCGCCAAGUCGAGCAUUGUGGAGGAUGGUUUGAUGGUUCAGAUCAGUAGCGAUCUUAUGAUAGCUAUGAAGCAUAACCUUAGGGAAAUGCAGGACUAUACCAUAGGAUGUGGGGCUAUAGGGGCACAGGAGCCUGAGGAGAUUGUUAUGUUACAGUGGGUGGAGGAUGACAAACAGGUCAACAUUGGUGUGAAGAGUUCUGUAGACAACAUGUCCCUAGACGGUGUAGAGAGUCUUCAUAUACAUAACAGUACAGAUUAUGUAGGUGAUGGCAAGACAAUACGCUGGACUGAGGUAUUUUUCCUGAAGAAUGAGGAGUCGGGUGGACAUAGGGGGGAGCCAGUAGACUUAAGUAGACUAGCAGAGACCCUGGCAUCAGCCACCUGCCUUGCCCUGGCCCCCUAUCUGAGCAAACUAAAGGAAGCAGGCAUGACUAAGUUAGCGCUCAGAGCUACUAUUGAUAAUGAUAAUGUUGGAUAUGAAGCAGGUUCUAAUGGUGAGAAAAUGCAGACUACAUAUAUGAAUGCUUUAGAUAAUGAGUUGAUUCCAGUCAUACACAAUGCUGGUUCUCAGAGUCAGGAUGGACCAGUCAGUUUGGAGUUGGUCUUCUAUGUUUUAGAUUAGCAAUAAUACAUUCUUUAUGAUACAUUGAAAUGUACAUAUAUUUAAAGGACAAACACUCCCCAUCAUAAGUUUGGAAACUCCUUCCCCAUUGUGUCAUUAUUACUACAUUAGUAGUACUUUACAGUUAACAUUUUUUAUCUCCAAAACAGUCAUUGAUUAAAUUUCUUUAGCGGAGUUCAAAGAAAGGUGUCAAACUUUUUGAGGGGAGUGUUGACUGAGUACUAUAUAGUACAGUAUAUAUAGUUUAGGCCGAUUGAGCCAUUAUGUUCUUGUAAAUUCUAAAUUAUAUAAUCUUAUUUUGCAUUUUUAAUUGUAAUUAUUGAGUUGUUUGCAAUUGAAUUAAGUUUAUUACUAGAUUUAAUUUAUUACAGUUAAGUCAUUCAUGCUUGUACAAGGGGUGAUCAAUAAAUAAAGGACGCUUAUAAAAAGUAUCUGUGUAAAAAAGCGUCCAUUACUUAUUGAUCACCCCUCGUACAAUUCAAUUAGCAUAGAGAUAGCAGAUUGUAGCAUUU